GGCUCAGUGCGAGCCGGGUAGGGUCGAACCCGGAGCAGGGUCCCAGCCGAGCGUGGACUGGCGGCAGGAUGUUCAGCUGGAUGGGGCGGCAGGCGGGCGGGCGCGAACGCGCGGGCGGCGUUGACGCGGUGCAGACGGUGACGGGCGGGCUGCGCUCGCUCUACCUGCGCAAGGUGCUGCCGUUGGAGGAGGCGUACCGCUUCCACGAAUUCCACUCGCCUGCGCUGGAGGACGCCGACUUCGAGAACAAGCCCAUGAUCCUGCUGGUGGGCCAGUACAGCACCGGCAAGACCACCUUCAUCAGAUACCUACUGGAGCAGGAUUUCCCAGGCAUGAGGAUUGGUCCGGAGCCCACCACUGACUCCUUCAUCGCUGUGAUGUAUGGAGAGACUGAGGGCAGCACCCCAGGGAAUGCUUUAGUCGUGGACCCCAAAAAGCCGUUUAGAAAGCUCAGUCGCUUUGGAAACGCUUUCCUGAAUCGAUUCAUGUGCUCACAGCUGCCCAAUCAGGUCCUGAAGAGCAUCAGCAUCAUCGACAGCCCCGGCAUCCUUUCUGGGGAGAAGCAGCGCAUCAGCCGAGGCUAUGACUUCUGCCAGGUCCUGCAGUGGUUUGCCGAGAGGGUGGACAGGAUCAUCCUGCUCUUUGACGCUCACAAGCUGGACAUCUCAGAUGAAUUCUCAGAGGCCAUCAAGGCCUUCCGGGGCCAGGACGACAAGAUCCGUGUAGUGCUGAACAAGGCCGACCAAGUGGACACGCAGCAGCUGAUGCGGGUCUACGGGGCCCUCAUGUGGUCCCUGGGCAAGGUCAUCAACACGCCAGAGGUGCUGCGCGUCUACAUUGGCUCCUUCUGGGCGCAGCCCCUGCAGAACACAGACAACCGCCGGCUCUUCGAGGCCGAGGCCCAGGACCUCUUCAGAGACAUCCAGAGCCUCCCCCAGAAGGCAGCGGUGCGCAAACUCAACGACCUCAUCAAGCGAGCGAGGCUGGCCAAGGUGCAUGCCUACAUCAUCAGCUACCUGAAGAAGGAGAUGCCAAGUGUAUUUGGAAAGGAAAACAAGAAGAGAGAGCUUAUCAGCAGGCUACCGGAAAUCUAUAUUCAGCUACAGCGAGAAUACCAGAUUUCUGCAGGGGACUUCCCCGAGGUCAAGGCUAUGCAGGAACAGCUUGAGAACUACGACUUCACCAAAUUCCACUCGCUGAAGCCCAAGCUGAUCGAGGCAGUGGACAACAUGCUGAGCAACAAGAUCUCGCCCCUCAUGAACCUCAUCAGCCAGGAGGAGAUGAGCACGCCCACGCAGCUGGUGCAGGGCGGCGCCUUCGACGGCACCACUGAGGGCCCCUUCAACCAGGGCUACGGGGAGGGCGCCAAGGAGGGCGCCGACGAGGAGGAGUGGGUCGUGGCCAAAGACAAGCCCGUCUACGACGAGCUCUUCUACACUCUGUCGCCCAUCAAUGGCAAAAUAUCGGGUGUCAACGCCAAGAAGGAGAUGGUGACCUCCAAGCUGCCCAACAGCGUCCUGGGCAAGAUCUGGAAGCUGGCCGACUGCGACUGCGAUGGCAUGCUGGACGAGGAGGAGUUCGCGCUGGCCAAGCACCUCAUCAAGAUCAAGCUCGAUGGCUACGAGCUGCCCAGCAGCCUGCCCCCCCACCUCGUGCCACCCUCGCACAGGAAGUCCCUGCCCAAGGCCGACUGAGGGGCGGGCCGCAGAACGGGGCGGGAACUGGAGGACCCGGGCCUCAGGCCUGCUCCGCCACUGACUCACCAAAGGACCUUGGGCAAGGCACUGCCCUCUCUAUGCCUCAGUUUCCCCAUCUGUAGAAUGGGGAGGGUGGACACUGGAAACUAGA
Molecule: messenger RNA, 1848 nt
Organism: Macaca mulatta (Rhesus monkey)
Lineage: Eukaryota; Metazoa; Chordata; Mammalia; Primates; Cercopithecidae
Gene: EHD4
Product: EH domain containing 4
Biological process (GO): endocytosis; endosomal transport
Cellular component (GO): plasma membrane; cytoplasm
Molecular function (GO): GTP binding; calcium ion binding; protein binding
Source: RefSeq, marked provisional